AUGGCGCAGACUGCUUCAAUUGAAGAAGACGACCCUUGGUCGUACAAUUUCCCGUCCUCAAAUGAAAGUUUGCCCUUGGAGACGGACAGGCCGCAGCCGCUGCAAAAGAUCAACCCACAGUUGGCCCUGUUGAGGCGCGGCAGGAUGCUGGAUCAAAGCGAAAUUCACCUGAGGUUGGCGAGCAGUUUUGUCUCGAACGGUCUACAGCCGCUGGAAGUGGUUGAUCUGAACGCCAACGUGAGAUCAUCCAUAUCAUUUUCCAGCACAUUGCAGAAAUCGCCGUUGCACCCGUUGACCACAAAGGAAGACGCCAGCUCGGUGAUCUCGAGGGACUCGAACGGGGCGUCCAUCAACAACGAAAACACGCCGCGCGAGAAUGAAAACCCGCGCCUUUUGAAAAACUUGAAGGAGUACGAAUCCUCCAUCAAGUUGCAACCGGCGCCGCUGUCUGAAAAGGAGGAGGUGCCCAAAGUCGUCUCGCCCAAGAUUAUAGCUUAUCGAAAGUCCAAGCGAACCUCCAGUGAUGGCGCCGUUGAGCUGAUGGCGAUUGAACCCACAGCGUUGCCCACGACACCGCCGCCAACAAGAAAAUACGAUAGCAAGUUGUACACCGACGAAUUCUACAAGGAUUCUCAAUAUCGGUACGCCAUCAUGAAACGAAACAUUGACUUUCACCAGCUUUUUAGGUCGCUAGAUCUUACAGAUAGACUCCUCGAUGAUUUUUCGUGUGCUCUUAGCCGGGAAAUCUUGUUGCAAGGUCGAUGUUAUAUUAGCGAAAGUUAUCUAUGUUUCAACUCGAGCUUGCUUGGGUGGGUGACCAACUUGGUGGUGAAGUUUGAAAAUAUCGUCAAGAUUGAAAAAAAAUCCACCGCCGGUUUAUUUCCAAACGGGAUUGGCAUUGAAACUGAAGAGGGCCAAACGCAUACUUUUGCUACUUUUCUUUCGCGUGAUCAGACAUACGAUUUGAUGACCACCGUGUGGAAGGGCAAAACUGGCCGCGUCAAUGCCAUCUCCCCAAGCGCAAAGGAAGAAGAAGAGGAAACUAAGGAGGUGGCUAGUGGUAGCCCUACACCGGACACGUCGCCAAAGAUCCAAUCGUACAUCAUGUCAUUGGAUGGAGACGACAAAAUUGCAGAAAGUGAUGAUCUCGACGAGAGCGACGAUUCAGAUGUCCUGGAUUUCGAUGUUGACUCUGGCUUUGAUGGCGUUGAUGUCGUUGGCGCUGGAGUUGAUGGCGCUGACGGCUUGCCGAACGGCGAUAUCAAUAGAAAACUGUCAACAAAGGGCGGUCAGCGAUUAGUCACAUUGAAGCUGAGUUCCCCUUAUGUCAAUCGCGGCCCUGAUUCUCACCCUCCAACGAUUCCCAAAUAUGAGAAAUUCCCACAGGAAGUGGAAUUGGUUGAAGAAACUUUCCAAGCACCGAUGGGGGUUGUAUUUUCCAUCUUGUUUGGAUCGUGCACAAAAUUCCAAACCAGCUUUUUGGAAAGGCAUGAUGGCUCUGACAUUUCAGACUUGACCGAGUUCCACCCUGCCGCGGACGAUCCGGCGAUACUACAGAGAGAGUUUACCUACCGGCGAGCCUUGGGCUAUUCUAUUGGUCCGAAAUCCACGAGAUGCGAGAUUGUGGAAACAAUUGAGCACUUGAAUUUCGCUGACUAUGUGGUUGUCACCACAACCACCCAUACUCCCGAUGUGCCCCUGGGGGGUGUCUUUGCUGUCAAGACCCGAUAUGUCUUUUCGUGGGGUGAGAACAACACCACCAAGUUGCUUAUAAGCCACUAUGUCGAAUGGAAGGGCAAAUCGUGGAUGAAGGCUGUCAUCGAAAAGCUGUCGUUGAGCGGGUCCACCACUAUCAUGAACCAAUUGAUUCAAGAGCUCAAAGAUGAGAUUGCAGAUAAUGUCACCACUGCUGCAGGUGCUCCAACGAGAAAAAUCUCCAAAAGGAAAAAGAAGAAGGAAGCAGAGGCCCCGAAAGUGGCUACCAAGGACACGGUGGGGUUGAAGAAGUUUACAAUACCCACCGACGUGAGGUCUGUGGUCUAUGUCUUUUUCAUUCUAUUCACGAUUAUGUUUCUCAUGCAGGCGGCUGUAAUGUACCAGCUUUCAGCGAUGACGAGAGCCCUCAACCGCAUUGCGUCGAUGCCAUCAGAGCAGUAUAAAGGGAAAUCAUAA
This is a messenger RNA of Lodderomyces beijingensis, 2172 nucleotides long. Lineage: Eukaryota; Fungi; Ascomycota; Pichiomycetes; Serinales; Debaryomycetaceae. The record is from the annotation of a GenBank genome assembly.